CAGCAGCGCCAUGAUAUCUAAGGUGGCGGUGACGUGGUGCCUCCUGACGGUGGUGUUGGGAGCCGAGGACCGCUGGAUCUGGGGAGACAACCGAGGCAGGGAUGGCCUCAGAGGAGAACACACAGUGGCCAGACCUUUGGUCAAGGGGAACAGGGCCUCGGCGUCCACCUCAGCACCGCUCUUUCAGUCAGCCGGAGGGAAAAAUGUACUAAGUGACGACCCGGGUGAGUUUGGACGUUACGAGAUAUUUGAGGGUGGUAAUGGUCCAGGAGGACCCAACGAGUUGCCUCACCGGCCUCCUAUACGACCUCCUACCCAGUACCCUGGACCCAGGCCUGGUCUGCCGCCUCCGCCGCCUCCACUGCCUCCAAAACUACCUCCCAAGCUGCCCCCAGGUCCGCCACCCCCAGGCACCCCUGUACUAACUGGUCCUGUACCCUCCUGGGAGCGUCCGCCACCUCCCAAGAACGGCGAUCCUACCAGCUUCGACACAUGCAAGUGUGUCAACUCCUUCAACUGCAAAUCUCCAGGUCUUCAGUUUGGAAGCUGUGACGUAGGAAAGUCCUACUGCUGCUACAACAACCCCGGAUUUGGAGUGUACCAAGGGUCAGGAGGUCCUGGGGCCUUUGGGAACAAGGAAGCGGGCCCUGCGGUUUUGGCGGGCCCCGGGGGCCCCAUCGAUAAGCUGAGGCCCGAUUUUCCAGGCCCUCUGGGCCGCCCUUUCCCGGACGAGCCGUUCUACCCUCGACCGCCUCCCCCCGGACCACUACCGUACGAUGAUGACGUCAUCAACCCUCGCUUGGUUGACAUCAAAGCUCGGAGAGGUAAAGCCAAGGCUUAGUCAAGCCUUCAACCAAGUGUGGCGUUCCUCAAGGAUCUACUCCGGGACUGUCGAUUUUUUAAAUUUUCAUAACUUUUUGUAUUGUUCAAGUACAUCUUGUAUAUACGUCUGAAGCAAUCUUGUAAAUACAUGUAUAUAUUGUUUUAUAAGUAAUACAUGAUAAAUUUAUGGUAAAUACUAAAUUUGAGAAUAGUCAAAUGAAAUGAGAAACAUCAAGAAGAAAAACAGACUGUAGGUGUAGAAUUAAAAUUUAAUUGUAAACUUUAAAAUCAAAGAUAACUUUAUUAAGAGUAGCUUUAAGUUAAUGGUACUGUAGUGUUCACUACAAAAGCUUUCUUUACAUUCAAUAAGUAACUAAGUAUGUUUAAAGUUUAUUUUAUCAUCCACGAUUGUGAUAAGUUGUUGUUUUGCAAACUAAACAUAACCUUAUUUAGUUAAGUAAGUGAAAUGGUGGAAUUUAAAAUUUAGAAUUGUAAUUGUAGAAUUAUUGUAAACUCUGGAUCUGUGAUAAAUUAAACAUGUAAGUUUUGUAUCUUUUUCAUACAACUUGUUUUCAAUUACAACAACAAA
Macrosteles quadrilineatus (aster leafhopper) is the source of this 1411-nucleotide messenger RNA. Its product is annotated as cleavage and polyadenylation specificity factor subunit 6-like. Lineage: Eukaryota; Metazoa; Arthropoda; Insecta; Hemiptera; Cicadellidae. The transcript has 5 exons. The record is from RefSeq and is a predicted model, not a curated record. Bases 11 to 841 code for a protein of 276 amino acids.